CUGAGCACCCACCGCUGCAUUGCCGCGCCAUUCCAUUAGCUCCUCUUAAUAUUAUUUAUAUUUAGCUUGCAAUUGUUUACUGAAAGGAGCCGAGACAAUGAGGACAGAGGCAGCGGUCACUUGUUUUCUGGUGAUAAUUAACAGUGUGUGCUGCCAGAGCGGCGGCGGCACCGGCGAAGAGAACUGGGUGGACCCUCAUCCAGCCUGGUCUGACUUUGCAAUGGACUUGGAUUGCAAGUGUCCAGCUGUGGAGCGGUCUCCGGCUGCCGUAGAGGAUGCACUUGCCCUUACCUACUUCAGAAAGUUCGCGAAUCUGCUGUUCCAACGGAAGCGUUUGCAGUUCGAUAAAGAGAAAAAUGUCUACAAGCGAUCCCUGCUGUUCUCAGUGCUGCCGUCGCAGUUGGAAGAACUGGAAAUCGUGCGCGAUGCCCGGGAUCUGGACGUGGUGCUGACCAAAAUUCUGGAGAGUGCGCAGGCGGCACCAUUGUUUGAAGGCAAAUUUGGUUGUUCCUAUGCGCACAAGGGGAACGGGGUGUUCGCCUUAAUUACGGAUAUUUUCAAGGACUUUGUGGCACUGGCGAAAAUUUCCGAGGUGCAGUUUCUGCUUUUUGUCGCGUUUUCUAUUACACUCGGAUACAUUGUGCGCAGGCGCUACCGUUAUGGGAUUAUUACAAUUUUCCUUGGAGGUGUUUUUCUGUUCGGAUAUCUGCACACCUAUUUGGAAUGCAACAGAAAACUAGAAGUUGACGCCAUGCUUGAGGUUAUUGAUACUAACCAGGAAACAGGGAGCUAUGCGGAAAUGUCUUGGUUUUCUCGAUUGAAAAACUAUGUAAGCAGAGCAUCCCCAGGUGAUAAACAAAAGGAGAUGAUUAGAAAAUCUUCAAAGCUCAAUCUUCCAUACUGCCGGCCAGACGAAGUGUUCCUUAUGUAUGCAAAUGACUUGUUCCUUAAGCAGUUGGAAGUCUUGUUGGAAAGAGUAUCGCAUACCAUGACAAAACUUACUAAUGGAUUGUCAUUCCCCUAUAACCUGAUUGCUCCGCUGUUCUUGGUUGCCUUGGUUGGAUACAUUAUAAAGCUAACGUUUAAGUAUGUGAUUAGCCCCAAAGCUUGGGCCUCACUUGUCCACAGCCGAACUGAGGCCCCAGUCGCCCAGCCGAUCGGUGCUAAUGAGCCCAAUCGGGACUGUAUAUCUGGCGAAAACCUGAAAAUGCUACUUAAUGUAAUGAACGUCACAAAUGUUCAGCGAGAAACACAGCAGCAGGCCCUACCCUCCGUUUCUGGCGUCCAGGAGCUCUUAGAGCCACCGCAAACUUCUCCAAAGCCAUCGCCGAAGAAAGAAGAAACGCUGGAUACGAGUGAUGGCAGCAACAAGAGUAGGCGCAGCAAGCAGGACAUGUGUAGCGUUUAUGAGGAAGAAGGUUUUACGCUGGUCGAUGAUCACGAGGAUGAUGUCGAUAAUAUCGAUACGUUGUAACAGAACGUUUUUAAACGUAAUUUGUAUUUUUUUUUCCCUAGUGUUAUGUUCGUGAUUUUUAUCCCAUUAAGUAGAUUAAAUCAAAUUCCCAUCCAGUAAUUAACAUUU
This is a messenger RNA of Drosophila serrata, 1582 nucleotides long. RefSeq lists its product as uncharacterized. The record is from RefSeq and is a predicted model, not a curated record. Lineage: Eukaryota; Metazoa; Arthropoda; Insecta; Diptera; Drosophilidae.